Molecule: messenger RNA, 1144 nt
Organism: Schizosaccharomyces japonicus yFS275
Lineage: Eukaryota; Fungi; Ascomycota; Schizosaccharomycetes; Schizosaccharomycetales; Schizosaccharomycetaceae
Product: 60S ribosomal protein L29
Exons: 2
Coding region: 36-230 (64 amino acids)
Biological process (GO): translation
Cellular component (GO): ribosome
Molecular function (GO): structural constituent of ribosome
Source: RefSeq, a predicted model, not a curated record
CACACACAGCUACGAUCCUCCUCCCAGGAACCAAGAUGGCCAAGUCUAAGAACCACACCAAUCACAACCAAAACAAGAAGGCUCACCGUAACGGCAUCAAGCGCCCUCAAAAGCACCGUUACGACUCUUUGAAGUUCCGUGAUGCCAAGUUCCGUCGCAACCAAAAGUUUGCCAACCGUGGUACUGUGAAGGCUCUUUAUGAGGCCAAGACUGCUGCUGCUAGCGCUUAAACAGUGAAUAUAUGUUGGUUCCUGCAGAGCCUGGUGUGAUAGGCGUCUGGUUCAACGAUGUUUCCACUCUUGCCUUGUCGUUCUAUGGCUGAAUUCGAGUGGGUGUAGCUUUGGGGUUGUUAAAUCGAGAGUGUUCUAAGGUGAAAUUUAGUUAAACUAUCGCACUGUGCCCCCGGCUUUUCGAAUGUUCAUGAAAAAAGCCCUUAUGCACUUGUGCCAGAUUAAGUCGGCCUUAUACAUAUUGGCACUCUAACUUUGUAAAUGUGUUCCUGUGUUAAGAAUCGGUCGACACAUGUCCCUUUCAGAUAGUAAGUGUGAAUCGUUUCAUUUCUUUGUGCAUAUCGGAGGGUAAAUGGAUGCAGCUUCAGUACUGUCGUGCUCGUCUACCACUGAUCGGUUUUCUCUGUCUUUACAGGGUGGGCUGGAUGUUUAUAAAGCUCGCAACGACCUCUGGGUGGAUGCACUGUAUUUAGAGUUGUCGUAUCUCACAUAAAGGGAGCAAAUUGGACGGGCCAUGUGGUGCAAUAGCAGCAGCCACGGGUUCUAUUAUCGCUGGUAUUUGUUCAUCAUACACACGUUGCCUUUGUUUAGGGUUACACAGUUCGAUGAACCGAUAUCAAAAGAAUUUGAGUCAGUAUGAAGAGAAUCAGUCAGCGAUCUGUAUACUGGGCGACUACAGAAACAAGCAUUAGUAUAUCCCAUCAAAGUUAUUAGAGAAAAAAAUACACUCCGUUCCUUAAGAUGGAAUAGAUACACGAGAUAUUAUGUAGCACCACAGUUUGAUACAGCCGCGUAUACACAAAUAGCUCCCGCAAGAAGAGCAUCUCCAGUCACUCAAAGGGUCCGAGGCUACACGCACACUAGCGAGAAUAAAGAGGAGAAAGUUCACGGAUGGGCGGAAGACCGUUGUCGCG